CACGGUCAUACACGCCAGCCUAGCGUCCGGAGACUGCAGACCAAAUGCUGCAACGAUGGCGGCCGGCCGGCCGUCCCUCGGGCCUCACCACCGUCUCGCGCGGCAUCUACUGUCUCUGUACGCUGCUGCUGCUGCUGCUGCCGUCCAUCCACGUCCCUCGCGCACGCUCGCUGUCUUUCGACCUCAGCUUCUCCAAGCCCCAGAGCCCCGGCCUCUCCCAGCUGGUCAACUGCACCGGCGACGCGUACAUCACCCCGGACACGCUCGAGCUGACGAGGAACCGGCGUGACCAGAGCAGCACGUACAGCCUCGGCCGGGCCACGUACAUGCACCCGGUGCCGCUGUGGGACGCCCGCACCGGCGAGACGGCCAGCUUCACCACCACCUUCUCCUUCCUCAUCAGCCGGGACCCGAGCACGUUCCCCGGCGACGGCAUGGCGUUCUUCCUCGGCCACUUCGGGUCGAGCAUCCCCACCAACAGCAGCGGCGGCAUGCUUGGCCUCAUGCCGGCCUUCACCAACGGCACGGGCGACGGCACCGUCGUCGCCGUCGAGUUCGACACCUUCCUCAACCACGCCAACGACGACAUCAGCGGCAGCCACGUGGGCAUCGACGUCAACUCCCUCAACUCCACGGCGGCCACGGACACCAGCAGCACCAGGAACCUCACGUCCGGCUACGAGAUGGUGGCCACCGUGUCGUACGAGAAUGUCACCAGGUUCCUGGCCGUCCAGCUCACCAUCUACGACACGUCGUACAACGUCAACGCGACCGUCGAUCUCAAAAGCUACCUGCCGGAGCGCGUCGCGGUUGGCUUCUCCGCCGCGACUGGAAAAGGCGGCGAGCAGCACCAGGUGCUGUCGUGGUCAUUCACGUCCACUCUGCAGGAAGCACCAGCACCGGCACCGGCACCGCCGCCGCGUGCUCUGACACCUGGCAGCAGCACCCAGCAGCCCAAGAAGACAUCUUCAGAAGGAACACUGGUAGUCGCCGUGCUGGUGCCUCUGUUGUCGCUUCUCUUGGCGUGUGCAGCGGCAGCCGUGCUGGUCUGGUGGAAACGCAGGAGAAGGAGAAGAUCGUCGGGAGGAAUUGGAACCAGCGACGACGACGACGACGACAACGGUCACCGAGACCAGGACGGCAGCAGGGCGGAGCUCGAGAGGGGAGUGGCUGCCAGCGGGCCCCGCCGGUACGCGUACCGCGACCUGGCCGCCGCCACCAACUACUUCGCCGAGGACGGCAAGCUCGGCCGCGGGGGCUUCGGGAGCGUCUACAAGGGCAACCUCGUCGUCGCCGGCGAAGCGCGUCCGGUGGCGAUCAAGGUGUUCUCGUCUGAGUCGUCGGCGCAGGGGAGGAAGGAGUUCGAGGCGGAGGUGCGGAUCAUCAGCCGCCUCAAGCACCGCAACCUGGUGCAGCUCCUGGGCUGGUGCGACAGCCGCCACGGCCUGCUGCUCGUGUACGAGCUGGUGGCCCAGGGCAGCCUGGACCGGCACCUCCACAGCAGCAGCGGCGACAGCGGCAGCGAGAGCCCCUUUUUGGCGUGGCCGGAGAGGUACCGGAUCAUCCUCGGCCUGGGCUCCGCGCUGCGGUACCUCCACCAGGAGUGGGAGCAGCGCGUGGUGCACGGCGACAUCAAGCCCAGCAACAUCAUGCUGGACGACGCGCUCAGCGCCAAGCUCGGCGACUUCGGCCUGGCCCGGCUCGGCGACCACGGCGGGCGGUGGCACACCACCAACGCCGUGCUGGGCACCGCGGGCUACAUCGACCCGGAGUUCGUCAACACGCGGCACCCGAGCACCCACUCCGACGUCUACAGCUUCGGCAUCGUCCUCCUCGAGGUCGUCUCCGGCCGGGCCCCGGUGGUCCUGCGGCAGGACGAGCCGCCCUUCGUUCUGCUCAAGUGGGUGUGGGGCCUGUACGGCCGGAACGCGAUCCUCGACGCGGCGGACCAGCGGCUGAGGACCGGCGACGGGCUCCGCCACGACCAGUGUAUGGAGAGGGUGCUGGUCGUCGGGCUGUGGUGCGCCCACCCUGACCAGAGCGAGCGGCCGUCCAUCGCACAGGCCAUGCACAUCCUGCAGGCGGAAGACGCCAGGCUCCCGCCGCUCCCGCCGCAGAUGUACAAGACGGCGUCGGACCUCGCCGUCAGUGGACGUGCCUAUGGAGCUUUGUCCGUUGAAAGCUACAGUGGUGGCUCCUUUACGACUACGACUGCGACGACGAUGACGACCACCACCACCAGCAGCGACUCUAAGAUUUCUAGAGGCUUGUCGACCACGGCCUUGCUCCGAGAUUCAAAAGAGAGAGCCUGAUAGAUCUCUGCAUUUCUUUCUUUCUUAUUUUUUUUUGGGAAAUGUUGAAAUGGACUGCCCACGGUCUAUAUAUGGGGCUUAAAUGACAUCAUUACUGACCAGUAU
Messenger RNA from Zea mays, 2417 nucleotides. RefSeq names its product putative lectin-domain receptor-like protein kinase family protein. Gene Ontology annotation, molecular function: ATP binding; carbohydrate binding; protein kinase activity. The record is from RefSeq and is marked provisional. The coding region runs from base 45 to 2312 and encodes 755 amino acids. Gene Ontology annotation, biological process: protein phosphorylation. The transcript is spliced from 2 exons. NCBI's taxonomy places the organism in Eukaryota, Viridiplantae, Streptophyta, Magnoliopsida, Poales, Poaceae.